AUGGACGCAGACCUCAUCAAACUUGUGAACAAGCUGCAGGAUACUUUUGCCAACCUUGGGGGCGAGUUGGACAUGCCUCAGCUGGCGGUGGUGGGUAGCCAAUCUGCUGGCAAAUCCAGUGUGCUCGAAACCAUUGUCGGCCGAGACUUCCUCCCUCGGGGCCAAGGCAUUGUUACACGGAGGCCGCUUGUCCUCCAGCUCAUACACACACCCGUGCCGGAAUCGACGCUCGGUUCAUCAGAGCCGACAUACACGGAAUGGGGCCAGUUCCUCCACAUUGACAAGCGAUUCACAGAUUUCAAUGAAAUUCGCCGUGAAAUCGAGCAGGAGACGUUCAGAGUGGCUGGUCAGAAUAAGGGCAUCAGCAAAUUACCCAUUCAUCUACGGAUAUAUAGCCCGGACGUGCUCGACUUGACUUUAGUGGAUUUACCGGGAUUAACAAAGAUACCUGUGGGCGACCAGCCCAGUGAUAUCGAGCGCCAAAUCCGAAGUUUGGUAGUAGACUAUAUCUCCAAGCCAAACUGUGUCAUCUUGGCUGUCUCCGCUGCGAAUGUCGACUUGGCAAAUUCGGAGUCUCUCAAGCUUGCCAGAUCCGUCGACCCCCAGGGCCGCCGAACGAUUGGUGUACUUACCAAACUCGACCUGAUGGAUGCGGGGACGAAUGCCCUCGAUAUCUUGACUGGUCGUGUCUAUCCGCUUAAACUGGGAUUCAUCGGGGUUGUGUGCCGUAGUCAGCAGGACAUCAACGCGUCCAAGAGCAUGUCAGACGCAUUGGAUAGCGAAACCGAGUUUUUCCGAAAUCACCCUGCGUACCGGAAUAUAGCCCACAAGAACGGAACAAAGUACCUGGCGAAGUCUCUCAAUCAGGUUCUGAUGAAUCAUAUACGAGACAAGCUACCAGAUAUGAAAGCACGCUUGAAUACACUCAUGGGCCAAGCCCAGCAAGAGCUCAACUCAUUUGGCGAUGCGGCCAUAUACGGUGAUACUAACCAGCAAGGCGCGCUUGUACUGCGACUCAUGACACAAUUCGCUCGCGACUUCGUAGCUUCCAUAGAAGGCACUAGCGUCGAUAUAUCUACGAAAGAGCUCUCCGGCGGCGCGCGGAUAUACUACAUAUUCAACGACGUUUUUGGAACAGCGCUCGCGUCCAUUGAUUCCACCCACAACUUGGACAACCAGGAUAUCAGAACUGCCAUCCGCAAUUCCACCGGACCACGUCCGAGUCUCUUCGUUCCAGAAAUUGCUUUUGAUUUGCUUGUCAAGCCUCAGAUCAAACUUCUCGAGGCGCCAAGUCUGCGUUGUGUGGAAUUAGUGUAUGAGGAAUUGGUCAAAAUCUGCCACAAUUGCACGAGCGCGGAACUACAACGAUUCCCCCGAUUGCACGCACAGCUCGUCGAACCUUCCUCUGUUCAGUCAGUGAAUGGCGCAGCAUCUCCAGAAGAAGAUGAGGAGACAUCGGAAGACGUCAAUGGGGUCAAUGGGGUAAACGGUCUCCCACCUCGUGAUUCACGCUCUGUGUCGUCGACCGUGCACGACCGCGCGCGAACGACGAUUGGAGCUGCCGGUGAGAUGGUGACCGUCCCGAAGAGGCACACGUCACCAAAACCGCUCCAUGGCACGAUACGCCCACACUCACAGCCGGUCGCUGCGCCAGGGUCGUCGCCGCACUCAGGGACGGCAAAAGAGACGUUCCUGAAUUAUUUCUUCGGUCAGAAUGGCCCGGGUCCGCUCGCGGGUGCCAGUGCCGACCGUGCUGGUGGCCACCCUGGCGGUGCGCCGGCUUCCGUUGGGCGCGACAUCAACGGUGGAGACCCGGCGCUUCAUUCGGGGCUUAUGGCAGGGAAGAGGGAUCUAGAGGGCAACAAUGCGGCGUUUGACAUGAAGAGCCUGGGGAAACACAUUGAGGCGGCAACCGAUGGAGGGCCACAACUCACCAUGCGAGAGGAGAUGGAGACGAACCUCAUCCGCUCGCUGAUUGCUUCAUACUUCAAUAUUGUGCGCCAAACGAUCCAGGAUCUCGUACCAAAAUCUAUCAUGCACUUCCUCGUCAACAAUACGUCUCAGCAGGUACAGAACCGCCUGGUCGCGUCGUUGUAUAAGCCGGAGCUGUUCUCAGAUUUGUUGAACGAGGAUGAAACUCUAGUUGCAGAACGCACCCGUGUCAAGGCCCUGCUAGACGCGUACAAGGAAGCUUUCCGGACCCUUUCAGAAGUUACUCUGAAGUCUACUUAG
Molecule: messenger RNA, 2232 nt
Organism: Fibroporia radiculosa
Lineage: Eukaryota; Fungi; Basidiomycota; Agaricomycetes; Polyporales; Fibroporiaceae
Exons: 11
Coding region: 1-2232 (743 amino acids)
Biological process (GO): peroxisome fission; mitochondrial fission
Cellular component (GO): cytoplasm; membrane; peroxisome
Molecular function (GO): GTP binding; GTPase activity; microtubule binding
Source: RefSeq, a predicted model, not a curated record